UUUUUCUCAGCUCGUAAAAGCUAUUGAAGCACAGUUAAGGCAAGUGGCAUGAGACAUUCCAGCUAUCCGUCAAUCAUUUUUUACAAUGUUUGUGGAAGGGAUACGACGUUGCAGGUUAAAAAGCUGUAAACCUACAAGAGAAAAUUCCUCCGCUCAGCGCGCCAUUGACUGCAUAGACCUUUCAACUUAUUAAAGGCUGCAAUUGACGAACGUUUUCGUUUCACGAAAUCCUUUGCAAAAAGUGAUUUGUGCCUCUAAUCUCCAAAGGAUUUGGCUGCGCAACGAGUUUAGAUGUGGGGGUGGCGAAGUUACCUCGUUGAAACAAGGACUACCACUGAUAAAAAAAAAAGACGGCUCUACACAGAUCUCUGUAUUGUAAACUGGAUUUGCGACCUUAAACGAGAUAGUUUUCUAACUUGUUCGCCGGGAACACAAUCAUGGAUAAGUAUGAGGAGGAUAUCGGAUUGAAAGCGAGUAAAUUCAUAGAGAACCUUUCUGUGUACGAAGCUUGCAAAGAUGGACUUUACAGCGGGAGAAGGGACGUGCUGAUUAACCCCGAUUUGGAUUUAGCUGGACAGAUGAUUACGAACCACAAAAGUAAAGCAGCGAAUGGCAACGCACAGCAGCAGUUCCGCCAGCAGCAGUACUCAGGCGAAAAUUACCAGGCUGGGAAUAAAGUUUACAACGCGCCCCCUUUGCGCCCAGUCAACGGCAACAGGGAUGCUCCCUCGGAUAUUUGCAACCCACAAAGAGAGAUGGUUUAUUGUGAAGAUGGCCAUUGCACCAAAUCUGAAGUUGCCUUGCCGUGCUACAGCGGGAUUUCCGAGAGGAACCGGAGGUAUUCUUUAGAGGCGCAGAGCCAUAGGUACAGCACGGAUAGUGCAUAUGACGGAGCGGUCGUGAACAAGCAAGGAUCCUUAUCUGUCUACCCAAGCUCGGUCACCAGGAGCAACAAUGUGUGCGUCAGUACCAGUCAAGACGGCAGGUACAAUGCCACCAGCCCCAGGUCUAGCCUGUCUUCUUCCAUGUCUUCCCAAGAGCAAAGCAAGCACACAAGCCCCAGAUCGAGCUUGGUGGUACCCGGGCAGGACAGAUACACCAGCCCCCGAUCAAGCCUAGUGCAAUACGACCCGAGCAGUAUGCUGAGCCCCCGGUCUAGUUAUGCAAGCACUGUCAGUGAUACCAGCAAGCAUUCCAGUCCCCGGGCCAGCUUGAAUAGCUACGAUUGCGGGAGCAAGCCCAGCAGUAACCGCACCAGUGGCAUCAGUAUGGGGUAUGACCAACGGCACAUCAGCCCUAGAUCAAGCACUGCAAGUCAGUACUCGUGCACCCCGAGUCCGAGGUCCAGUUACUCGGAUUCGCGUUAUGUGUCAUCUGGGAACACCGAGCACGAGGGCACAAUCGUGCAUGGCGUUCCAGUGGUCAGCCCCCGUGCGAGCAUUUGCAGCCAGGAAGGCAGCAACAGACCCGGGGUAGCCAGCAACUGCAACCCGUGUGUGAUUAGCCCACGGUCCAGCAUCUCUAGCCACAGCUCCAAAAGCUCCCGGAGUUCGAGGGGCUCCAUGACCGCUUACCCAGACCUUCAGCAGCUCUCGCCCAGGUCGUCCAUCCUGGGUCCGGGUUUGCAGGAGGAAUCGGUGGUGAAUGAUUUCGGAGAUAGCAGGAUCUAUCCCCAGUUGUUCCCAGCAAGGCAUGCGCAGCAGCCGUCUCAGGUCGGAUUAAACACAGACGCCGCAGCGAGUGUUCCGGCACCUUUUAACUACUGCAGCCCCGCGAGAACCUCGGCCCCGGCGCAAAAGUUUAAGCUGCCUUACCAAGUCACCCCAUCCCGGGAAAGUGGCCCAAGCCAGGCAGAAAGAAGACUAGAAGCCCUAACAUUGGAACUGGAGAAGGAGUUGGAGAUGCACAUGAAAAAGGAAUAUUUUGGAAUCUGUAUAAAGUGUGGGAAGGGGGUGUAUGGAGCAAGUCAGGCCUGCCAGGCAAUGGGUAACCUCUAUCACACCAACUGCUUCAUCUGCUGCUCCUGCGGGCGAAGGUUAAGAGGAAAGGCAUUCUACAAUGUCAAUGGUAAAGUUUACUGUGAAGAAGAUUUCUUGUAUUCCGGGUUCCAGCAAACAGCAGACAAGUGCUUUGUGUGUGGCCACCUCAUAAUGGAGACGAUUCUGCAGGCCCUAGGGAAGGCCUACCACCCUGGCUGUUUCCGCUGUGUGGUCUGUAACGAGGGCUUAGACGGGGUCCCUUUCACAGUCGACAUGGAGAACAACAUCUACUGCGUCAAGGACUAUCACACAGUUUUCGCACCCAAGUGCGCGUCGUGUAACCAGCCCAUCCUGCCUGCACAGGGUUCUGAGGAAACAAUCCGGGUGGUGUCAAUGGAUAGAGACUAUCACGUGGAAUGCUAUCACUGUGAGGACUGCGGGCUCCAGCUGAACGAUGAGGAGGGUCACCGCUGCUACCCCUUGGACGGCCACCUCCUCUGCCAUGGCUGUCACAUCCGCCGCCUCAAGAUCCAGGUGCCGCCCCACCCUCCCCCCGGCUACCCCAUGCACGUCACCGAACUGUGAGACCACGAGACCCUGAGGAGACAGCAGAAGGGUGAUGAGAGGAGUGUAAUGUAGAACAGCCACCCGGCAGGAUUGUUGCAGAGGAAUGAAUGCAAGCGAUGAACCUGCGCUUCUGUUUGUGUCUGCUGUAGGCUGGAGCACUUUGUAAUAAAGCGUGAGGAGCCACAUGUUGAGUAGAGCGGCCCUGGUUAGGCUACUACUCGGCAGCUGUGUUCGGCGGUAACUCACUUAUGAGCAGCAUUUGGGGGAAGGUCUCAUUCUUCAGAAACCUUUUCUUUUCGUAGUUGCAGUACACAAAUGAUUGAACUUACAGCCAUCGACGCACGUGAGCAGCAAGGCCUGCCUCAAACGGACACACUUCCCUGAGAAGAAAGGGAAUUCUUAUCACCGAAGGCCUCUGAGCCAGGAGGAAAGGCUGCACUUGUGUGUAACCAAAAACGGAUGCACAACUUCGGAAAGCCACACAGAGACAGCUGCUGGAGCGACCGCUGACAAUUCAAAGUGGACGCUGUUCCAGAAUCUCUGCACUUAUAAAAACUGCUCAUCAUUCCCUGCUUCUGCAAAAACACUGUAAGACUGCAACAUCACAUUGGCUAUGCAAGGAAACUCUUGUAUGCAAUUUUGCAUUAUUUCACUGUUAACCCAAUAAUGGUUUGUUUUAUUAUUUUUUUAUCCUACAAGGGGCCAUGAUUUUUUUUUAUUAUUUGCAGUUGACUAUACAUUGUUAGAGCACUGUUUUUGUAUUAAUUGCAGUUGACAUGUCUUCAGCAAACCAAUAGCAUUUGUGUCCUACAAGAUUUACUGGCAAUGUCUUAAUGAUAUAACAAGUAUUAGAUAUAUGUAGCUUGUAUGUACAGUUGUUUUUAUAUUGGGCAGAACUUUCACCGGCGACCUUAAUUUUAUAAUUUUUUUGGGCAGAGGGGGGAGGAAUACAUAGAUCUUACAUAGCUAGAAACAGUUAUUUUAUAUUGUUGCUAUUUGUUAUCUUAAAACUACUGUAUGAUGAGGGUGUUGCGGAUAUAGAGAUGUUUUUCUUUGUGCACCACUGAAACGUCUAACAGAACUUGCAAUUUGUGAUCACCAGAUCCCAUCACUGUCUCAUUGGGGGGCAUUACAGUGUUAAACGUGUUUGUUCUUUAGACGCUGUCUGCUGUUUUCAAAGACUUAUUUUCUGUUCUGAGAGUGUAUGCUGUGCCAACUCCAUAAUCGUUCAGUGAAAUCAAAUGCACUGCUGUUUCAAAGGCACAUUGUUCCCCCCUUCCUCCUUAUCAGCAUCUUCUAGUGACAGCUAGUUAACAACUAAACAAAUGUGUCUGCUUUCAUCAAUACCCUCUGAUCUGGGUUCUGAUCUCAUGUUACCUGCAGUAAGAGGCCAGCCCAGUGCGUCUUCAGGGUUCAUUCAGGCCUUGUACCUAGAACAAACAAACUAACUCCAGUAAAUCUCAACCAAUAUUACUAUAGUUUUCUUGUAUAAAAAAUGCACACAUUACUCCUUCUGGAUAUUUCAAUGCAGCACUUCAGCUGUGUCCCAUUCUACAAGUCACACGAAGGAACGUAGAAGGAUUGAAAUCAUUCACUGUUGCUUCUUGGAGUUUUGACAGAACCUCAUGCUUUCUGUGAUCCUUCAAGUGAUCUCUUGAAGUAGAAUACUGCAAGGUGGUCAAAGUGUAGCACUGAAGUUUUGAAGGAACGGUGUCUAAAUUUUAGUUCAUUAGUAGCCAUCAUACUGUAAUGUGUUAAUGUUUUUGUAACAGAAAAUGUGAGACCCAGGGUUAGCGCUGUGUACUUUAAGGCUGCAGAAACACAUUACUGGUGGAUCCAAGUGCUGACCACAAACCCAUGCUACAGUAGAACUUGGAAACGACUGCUAGAAUCUAUUCCAACCUUGAACAGGUUCGUUUUCGGUCACUGCAUUUUUGGAAUGAUUUAAAAAGUGAAUUUAAGUAUAAAAACUGCUGAAGGACAGGAACGGUAAAAUUAAAAAAUGAAAUGACACGCUAUGGAAAGCUGUAAAGUUUCGCUUCUGAAAACUACAUGGGUUCCAAAGUCAUAAGGCUGAAAUUCAUUCUCUUUCAUUUGGGUUUUUAUUCGUCACUGGGUGUCUCCAAGUUAUUUCACUAUUUAAAUGUUUUUAUUUAAAAGUGAAGGCUUUUCGCAACAUUACAAAACCUGCAAAGAAAAAUCAUUCUGUUACUAUGUAUAAUUAAAUCUCUGGGGCCAGUUGUACUAAACGGAUCCGAUCCUGGAUCCAGGCUCCGAUCUUGAUCCUAUGACACAUUGGGUUGCACUAAAAGUGUCAGAGCUGACCUUGAGCUCAGUUUUGUCUCAAAAUCUGAUCCUAUUUUGGUUCAGUCCAAGAUCAGAGUGCGAUCAGAGCUUCAUUGAACGUUUUAUAAAUGGAGAAAUUUAAUAUUUUUAGUUUUGAACAAAGAAAUAAACAAAAUAAUGUAAUCCUCCAUUUAAAACUCAGCUCUGAUCCCAAUCUGAUCCUGCUCUAUGGUUGAUGGUUGUGAAUUAAACGAAUGAAACUAAUAUUAAACAACGGAGAUGUUUGAUAUACACCAUCAUAAUACGUAAAGGAAACUCUUUACAAGUAAUCUUUAAAUAAGCACACUGUUUAGAUAAUUGAUUGACAUAACGGUAGCUUAAUAAACUUUUCAGAUAUUUGCAGGAUUUCACAAAAUAUUUCCUUCCAAUUUAUUAUAUGAAAACGGAGAUGUUUUAAUGUUUUAGAAAACAUUAACGUUAUCUAAGUAGCGGUGCAUUUAAAAGUAGCCAUAAAUUCUAUAUUAAGAAAAUAUCGCUAUAUAGAAAACCCUCGGUCAGGUGUAUAAUAUAUCAUGGCCUAAUACAGUAGACCUGACUGAGUGACGAAGCCUCAUAACUAUAUAUUAUUACACAUGUUUUGUGUGUUGACAAAGUCAUACUGCCGUUGUCAUUCUAUCAAUUACAAUGAAAUCAUUGGUUUAAUCAGAUUGAACACUUUUUUUUUGGUUUUGAUUUUUAUGUUUUUUUAUUAAUGAGCUUACCUUCUCUGACAGCUCCCCCUGUCCGCAACAUUUUUCUAGUGGCAGCUAUCAUCAGCCCUUGAUUCAAUUUGCUCAAAAUGUGUUGAUAAUUUGCCCUGGACCGAUGCUGCAGCUAGCUGUUUGUGUGUUUGGUGGCUAACUUUCCGCUGUAAAGAAUACAGCAUUGUGAGUGAAUCCAUCAGAUAAUGCACAAGACCGUGAACGGUAACAUUUAUUAAACUUUAAAAACAAGAAGAAAAUAUUAACGUACUCGGUCUGUUUUAUAGAAGCGUUGGAUUUACAUUAAAUGUACUAUUCUGACAUUAAUAAUCUUUAAACGCUGCAGCAUGAAAAUUCGCUUCUCAUUGGUCAGUUUCCCUAGUUACAGCAUGCGCAGCGCCAGAAUCGGAUCAGUGGAACCUGCUCAUGAUCCGUUUAGUAAAACGCCUUUCAAUGCACAGAGGUCUUGUAAUUAUUUGCCAUUGAUAUGGGAAUAUCACAUCAACAGUUACACAGUAAUUGUAUUAUCCAUGUAUGAUUUUACAAACUCACUCUGGUCUCCAUUAAUUCAGAGGUUUUACUGUAUUGUGAAAAUUAUUUUAAAAAGGCUUCAAUUGUUUGCCUUUGUAUAGUUUAGUAUUUUGAGGAGGAAAGGUGUUUGUUUCAUCAUGAAAGGCCAAUAUUUACAUUGAAUAAAAAUCACACAAUACCAGUGAGUCAAAAGGAAGGAAUGAAAAAAGCAUAAAUGUCUGAGAAAGAGAGCUGACCAUUAAGCACAAGUUCCAUAUGCAUUCCAAGAUAUGUUUAUAUAUAUAUAUAUAUAUAUAUAUAUAUAUAUAUAUAUAUAUAUAUAUAUA
Messenger RNA from Polyodon spathula (Mississippi paddlefish), 6429 nucleotides. Its product is annotated as Wilms tumor protein 1-interacting protein homolog. Gene Ontology annotation, cellular component: adherens junction; P-body; transcription regulator complex. The transcript is spliced from 8 exons. The record is from RefSeq and is a predicted model, not a curated record. The coding region runs from base 438 to 2564 and encodes 708 amino acids. Gene Ontology annotation, molecular function: transcription corepressor activity. Gene Ontology annotation, biological process: regulation of DNA-templated transcription; cytoskeleton organization; positive regulation of miRNA-mediated gene silencing. Lineage: Eukaryota; Metazoa; Chordata; Actinopteri; Acipenseriformes; Polyodontidae.